Messenger RNA from Daktulosphaira vitifoliae (grape phylloxera), 2019 nucleotides. RefSeq names its product transmembrane protein 165. Gene Ontology annotation, biological process: Golgi calcium ion homeostasis; calcium ion transmembrane transport; Golgi calcium ion transport. Gene Ontology annotation, molecular function: calcium ion transmembrane transporter activity; manganese ion transmembrane transporter activity. The coding region runs from base 426 to 1466 and encodes 346 amino acids. The record is from RefSeq and is a predicted model, not a curated record. Lineage: Eukaryota; Metazoa; Arthropoda; Insecta; Hemiptera; Phylloxeridae. The transcript has 7 exons. Gene Ontology annotation, cellular component: Golgi apparatus.
UCUCUGACAUGGUCUUACAGUCACUUUUCUGUGAUUACAGUAAUAAUUAUCUCAAGCGCGUUUAAAUAAAACUUAAAAUGUUAGGUAAAACAACAAUUUGUAACUCAUUGGUACUCACUUAUCAAUGUCAUUAGUAUUAAUUUCUACUUGUGCGUCUGUUAUUGAAGAUUAUUUGUUUGUAUAACUAUCGGAACAAAUUUUACCGCAGAAUGCUAGCGGCGAUUAUUCAUCUAAAUUUGCAAUAUUAAUUAAUAUGACAUUAAUUAAUUUUUAUGUUAGUUUUUUAAAAAAAUAAGGAUAAUUUUACCUUUAUUUCUUUUUACAUAUUUUGUGAAUUCUAAAUUAAAUCAGUUUUUUGUGCUAUUUUAUUUGAUAAGUAUACAGAUAUUUGAUAAUAUAAAAAGGAUUAUACUCAUAAAUUAGUCAUGGAUUUCAUCAAGACAUCAGUAGUUUUUGUUUCAAUUUGUACCUAUAUAGCAGCAUCAGAUAUUGAUUUAUUACCACUAGAUGAAGAUGAAUCAAUGUCAGUAACAUCUGAAAAGAAUUUUAUAAAACAACCUGUUGUUAGUCUAGGAUUCGUUCAUGCCUUUGUAAAAUCUCUUUCAAUGAUUGUUGUGUCUGAACUGGGCGAUAAGACAUUUUUCAUUGCUGCUAUAAUGGCUAUGCGACAAUCGAGGUUUACUGUUUUUGCUGGUGCAAUAUCUGCUCUUGCCCUGAUGACAGUUUUAUCAGUUCUUUUUGGGCAGGCUGCUACAAUUAUACGAAGAGAGUAUACUUAUUAUAUAUCCGCUGCAUUAUUUGCCCUUUUUGGUAUCAAAAUGUUACGUGAAGGCUUUAAAAUGUCACCUAAUGAAGGUCAAGAUGAGCUUGAAGAAGUUCAGGCUGAUAUCAGACGAAAAGAAACUGAGAUAAAACGAGUACAUACAAAAUUUUUUAUAAAGGAGGAUCAAAAAAUUUCCAGGGAUGGACAUAUCUCCUCCUUGCCCCUCCAAAUGACGCUCAUGAAUGAGAAGGAUAAGAAAGAAACUUCACCUGUUACACAAAAUGCUGAUGAAUUAUCUACCACACCUCCUGUGGUCAAUACCAUUAUCCCAAAUGUUGACAAUGAUACAAAGGAAAUUGAUAUUGAAAAUCAAUCUCCAAGACAAUGGCAGCUUAGGCUGGGUAGUAAAAGCCUAUUAUUAAUAUCUCAAACUUUAAUUCAAGCAUUUACCAUGACAUUCCUAGCAGAAUGGGGAGAUCGUAGCCAGAUAGCCACUAUUAUUUUAGCAGCAGGAGAAAAUGCAUAUGGUGUUGCACUUGGAGGGAUUUUAGGUCAUUCAUUUUGUACAGGUUUAGCAGUUAUAGGUGGACGAUACAUUGCUCAAAAAAUAUCUGUUCGCACUGUAACUGUUGUUGGUGGUAUAGUAUUCAUAAUAUUUGCACUAACUGCUUUAAUGUUUGAUCCUAAUGAAGGAGAAACAUAAUAGUAAAUUUUAACAUUGCUAUGGGAAACUACAAGCUUCUUCAAUACAAUAAAAAGACUAAAUCACUCAGGAAAUUCAUACAUAAAAAUAUUAUUUAUUUAUUUAAUGCAAAUUUAAACUUUGUAUUGAAUUAUAAUAAAAAAUACAAACUGAGUUGUUUAUAACUAUACUUUUAAAAAUUAAGUUUGUUUUGAUACAUUUUUGUUGAAGUUGAUCAUUACUGAUAAAGCUAAUAUGUUACCUAUUCACAAGGGCAGUGAUAUAACUAAAAUUUUAUUAAUAUAAAUUUGUUAUUGUUGUAUUUUUUAAUUGACCAUAGUUUUAAGCAAUUUUAUUUUAUAAAAUUUACCUGUAAAACUUAAAUAUAAAAAUUAUAUAAGAAAAGUAUUCUAAUUUUUAACUGUUAAAUGUGUGUUACCUAUAGUGAUACCAUAAUUAUUCAAGUUUUACAUCAAUGAUCUUUAUUUACAUUUUAUGUUGGUCGUUUAAAAUGUUAAUUUUGUUUGAUAAUGCAUUUAAAAGUAUUGCCUUAUAGUACUUAAAUUUGUUAACU